Molecule: messenger RNA, 513 nt
Organism: Prunus armeniaca (apricot)
Lineage: Eukaryota; Viridiplantae; Streptophyta; Magnoliopsida; Rosales; Rosaceae
Source: the annotation of a GenBank genome assembly
AUGGGGGGGAAGGGUGAAUUACAUCUCACUGGUCAACUUGGAGAUGUUAUAAAAGAAUCAGCACAAAUAGCAUUGACAUGGGUAAGAGCCAGGGCAAGAGAUCUUCUGUUGGCAACAGCUGACGAAACCAAUCUUUUGGAGGGUCGGGAUGUUCAUAUACAUUUUCCUGCUGGGGCUGUACCUAAGGAUGGACCCUCAGCAGGUGUGACUCUGGUAACUGCACUGGUUUCGUUGUUCAGUCAGAAAAGAGUAAGAGCAGAUACAGCUAUGACUGGAGAAAUGACAUUGAGAGGUCUCGUACUACCUGUUGGUGGUAUCAAGGAUAAGGUAUUAGCGGCCCACCGUUGUGGUAUUAAAAGAGUCAUUCUUCCAGAAAGAAAUCUGAAGGACUUAAUCGAAGUACCAUCAGCUGUGCUUUCCGGUCUUGAGAUAAUAGUAGCAAAGCGAAUGGAAGACGUGUUAGAGCAGGCUUUUGAUGGUGGAUGCCCCUGGAGACAGCACUCAAAGUUAUGA